AGAGUAUUGAUAUUUUGGAUUUUGCUCAGCUGCUUAUUUGACAGAUCAGGAAUUAUCUCAAAUCAGAUCUACUCGAAAGAAGCAAAACUGUAGAGUUGUAAAAAAACACAAAGAAGUAAAACAAGAAGAAAAAUGACACUAGAAAUUGCAAAGGCUGGAUGGCUGUACCGUCAGAGUACAAUACUCCGUCGUUGGAAGAAGACUUGGUUUGUGUUAUACCAAGAUGGUGACCUUCGAUAUUUUGAGAGUCCCAACAGUCACGAACCUGAGGCCCGAAUCGUAGUAAGGGCUGUUUGUAGUGCUAUACAGGCGGGUCAGUUGUGUGAAAAUUCAGCUCCCGAGGGUAAGACAAAGGAUUGCCUUCUUACGCUGAUCCUUCGUGAUGGAGAACUCCGACUCUGUGCUGAGGACCCAGAUGACAUGAGGGCAUGGCAGAUAGCUCUAGAGGAGGCAAGAGUUCUCCCCCCUGGGUCAGCUGUACACGCUCUACCACCUCCCUACACAGCAGUACCACCUCUCUACACUACCAAUCUAGCUACAGAUCUACGGUCCUAUCCGUACCAGGUUGCUGGUGCCAACAGUGUGGUGUACCCACGACAGCAGGUCCAAUACUAUUACCCAGGACAGGUGAUAUCUACCAACCCUUACACAACAGUUAUGGCCCCACCUGCAAGUCAGCCUGCAAGCAACAUAGUAUAUGUGAACAACUUACAAGAUCAGUACCUGUACGGCCGCCGACGAUACGAUGGAGGUGAUCUGGCCAUGGGCAUGGUAGCUGGGGCCGCCCUAGGAUCCAUGAUGUGGGGUCCAGUCUUAUACUGGUGAGGGGAGACAACUCGUAGGCCACAAUAUAUGGAUCAUUAUAAUGAACUUAGUUUCAUGGCAGAAACCAAUGUAUUGAAGUGUAAACAAUACUUGAUGCAAAUUAUUGAACUUAAUUCCAGAAAUCUUUAUUUUAUAUUAAUACACAGUAUACAGUCUUGGUGCAAAGGAAGUUGAUCUUCUAAUUUUUUGAAUUUUUUUUUCUUUUAUUUUUAUGCUUCUUUUUAGUUAACUGCUGUGGCUGAAGAAAUUCACACUAGAAACUACUGGUAAAUCAUAGUUUUUCAUGGAAAAUUUCAAUUUCAUAUUCUAUUGUAUAAUAUCUAUACAAAAAAACGUUUAAAUGUGUCUUUUAAAUGAAUAGAUAAAUAUAAAUAAACAUUUCAAAAUUCAUGAUAUAAAAAUAAGAAGCAGCAAGCCAUGAAUAAAUCAUAUUCAUUAGUUGAAGUUAGAUUAAUAUAUUAGUAGUCCUUCUCAAAGGAAAUUAACCAAAGAAGUUUGUACAGUCUACAUUUAGAACUGUUAUCUUUACCAAUCGUGGGACAAAACAGAGAAGUUUUAAUUUCCCAUACCAAUGCUAGACAUUCAUAUAUAUAAUAUUUGAUUUAUGUUAAAUAUUACUUAUGUAUAUUUUAGAAAACAAAAUUCCUACUUGUCCGCUUCAAAUUUUGUUGAGAGCUGUAUGUAUGUUUAUUGUCUAUUCAUGUAAUUACCUGUUGGUUAGUUUAGUAAAACGUUUCAUAAUAGAUAAAAGAUGAUAUAUACUCUGUUCUAUUGCGGGUUCCCAAUUCUUGCGGCAACUGAAAAAAACCUUUAAAAUGUGCGAGCAGUUCCUGUUUACAUCAGCCAAGCUGUAUUCAACAAUUAUUGAUGUAAUCAUUAAUCACAAUGUUUAUCAACUAAAUGAUAUACAGUUACGCUUUCCGUCAAAUUCCGCGAGAAAAGGAUACUACAAUAUAUUUCAAAUUUGAAAUAAAAGUUAUAGAAUUCUGUCAUACACUGUAGGACGUAAUGGCUGUGUAGAUGAAAUUGUUAUGAUUUUUUGUACAUAUUUGUAGUUUUGUGUUUAUCCAGUCUUAAAAAGAUGUCUUAUCUGCAAAUAUUAUACACAAUUUGCCA
Messenger RNA from Pecten maximus, 1941 nucleotides. Its product is annotated as pleckstrin homology domain-containing family B member 2-like. Gene Ontology annotation, cellular component: membrane. Gene Ontology annotation, biological process: regulation of cell differentiation. Bases 133 to 825 code for a protein of 230 amino acids. Lineage: Eukaryota; Metazoa; Mollusca; Bivalvia; Pectinida; Pectinidae. The transcript is spliced from 6 exons. The record is from RefSeq and is a predicted model, not a curated record.